CAACCCGAACAAAACUGGCUGCAGCACGGGUUGUUUUGGUUUGUCGAGCACAACUUCCCACCACAGCACCAACACGCCACCCACGACCAUGACGAUGAUGAUGCGUGCUGGCUCGAGCGGGUGCAGCCGCGUCCGCAGCCGCAGCCGCACACCGACGGCGUCGACGAUGUUCUCUCUGCGGCGCAGCUUGUACACGCUGCUGGUGGUUGUGUUGUUGGGGGUGUCGCUUUUGGGCCAGAACGCACACGCACAGGUGACUGGCGAUGACGAUGGUGUUGAGCCGCCACCAGAAUGCGACGAUCUGACGGUCAAGGAGGCGGUGCGCGUCGGCGCCUGGGUUGGUGCAGCGAUCGGCGCUGGCUUCUUCGCCGCGUUCCUCUUGGCCGCCGUUUUGUUCACGUGCCCCUGCUCUGGGCCUUUCCUCGAGUUCACCUGCACCUUGGUUGGCUGCGAGUGCUGCCCGACGUCGUGCUGCGCCGAUGCCAGUGACUCGAGCCGCAGCGGUGACCACCACGCACUGCCCACUGCGCCCAACGAGCUCGGUGGCGACGGCACUUAUCCCGACGGGUCAAGCCACAAGGCAAGCGUGUCGUCGCAGCCCAAUGGCCGCGCCCUCAGCACGUCGCUGCUGCACGCGUCCUACAUUGAUCCCGAGGCAGACAGCGUGGUGCUGGUGGAACCGCCCGGUGCGGAGGACGACGGCAGCGCCGGCGAGUUUGGUGCCUUUCUCACCCUCGUCGAGUUCCUCGACGCCAUCCCGGAGUCGAUGGUGCUGGCAGAGGCCGUGGCGCGCGGCCAGAUCCAGUUUGCGCUCAUCGUCUCCAUUGUCGUGCUCAACUUCUCCACGGGGUUUGCCAUGUUCUCGGACCUGAUCCGCUCCAACACGUCAAACAUCCACGGCGACAACCGCGUGUACCAGCUGCUCUUCGUGUCCGCCACGCUUGCCGCAGGCAUGCUCGUCUUCUCCGUGAGCGACGAGGUGUACACCAACUUCACGGAGCACGAGGGCGACCAGCGGUUCCUCAGUCUCGGCCUCUUGAUUGCCGGCACCAUCGUCGGCGCUGCCUUGGUGCUGGGCCUGAUGUGGCUCAGCUCAGCACAGGCUGCGGCAACGCUCAAGGACAAGCUGUGGCAGUUCUUUGCCUGCUGCUCCGUCACCGCCCUCACGUCCGGCAGCAGCUGGAUCACGAUUGUUCGCGAGGGGCGGGUGGUGAAGUCGCUGCUGCUGGUGAUCGCCCUCACCGUCUGGCUCAUCAUCCUCACCACCAUUGGCGUGCUCAUCUUUCGUCGAAACUCCGUGGAAAAGGACUUUAUCGAGGGGUUCUCCGGGGGAGCGUUCAUCAUCACCAUUGGUGGCACCCUGUUGCCGGAGGCGCAACACGCCGCCCACAAGACACACUGGUCGUCCACGCAGAAACAGAUUAUCGCCGCGUCCUCCUUCCUCGUGGGUCUUAUUCUCGCAGUCAUUCUGAAGCUUCUGGAGGACGAGGAGCCAGACUGCUAGCUGCCUGCCAUUACCGUCACCCGUGAAGCACCGCUUGCUGUUUGAUCUGAUAUAUCGAUACGUGGACGCUGUUGACAUGUGAUGUGCAUUUGUGUGUGUGUGUGUGUGUGUGU
Salpingoeca rosetta is the source of this 1617-nucleotide messenger RNA. RefSeq lists its product as uncharacterized. Bases 89 to 1504 code for a protein of 471 amino acids. Lineage: Eukaryota; Choanoflagellata; Craspedida; Salpingoecidae. The record is from RefSeq and is a predicted model, not a curated record. The transcript has a single exon.